Oncorhynchus kisutch (coho salmon) is the source of this 5321-nucleotide messenger RNA. RefSeq names its product relaxin receptor 2-like. Gene Ontology annotation, cellular component: plasma membrane. Gene Ontology annotation, molecular function: protein-hormone receptor activity; protein binding; G protein-coupled peptide receptor activity. The transcript has 14 exons. Gene Ontology annotation, biological process: adenylate cyclase-activating G protein-coupled receptor signaling pathway; hormone-mediated signaling pathway; activation of adenylate cyclase activity. The record is from RefSeq and is a predicted model, not a curated record. Lineage: Eukaryota; Metazoa; Chordata; Actinopteri; Salmoniformes; Salmonidae.
GGUGAAUACGUCUCUUGUGCAGCUCCCCCAACCCAGCCUCUGUCACCACACACCUAAUCUCAGCUGGGUGGAUUUUGAGGGGAACCAGGUCUUAACCAUCAACUACUCCACUCUGAUAACCUGCAGCCAGCUCACUGUACUCCUCCUGAUGAACAACAGGAUUCAUGCUCUUCCUGUUCGCUCUUUUCAGACUCUGGUGCUGCUGGAGGAGCUAGACCUGUCCAACAACCGGAUUAAGGAGCUCCCCAAAAACACCUUUAAGAGCUUAAAGUCCCUCGUCAAAUUGAACAUAUCCCACAAUCCUUUGUUCCACAUCUACCCGGGUCACUUUGACGACCUGACCCAGCUCCAGUCCCUGGGUCUGGAGGGUAUUGAGAUUCCAAACAUCCAGACCAAGAUGUUUCUACCCAUGGGAAACCUCUCACACAUCUACUUCAAGACAUUCCAGUACUGUUCCUAUGCGCCCCAUGUGAGAACGUGUAAGCCCAACACGGACGGUAUCUCUUCCUUCGAGGACCUGUUAGCCAACGUGGUGCUCAGGGUCUCUGUGUGGGUCAUGGCCUUCAUCACAUGCUUCGGGAACCUCUUCGUCAUCGGGAUGAGAUCCCUGAUCAGAGCGGAGAACAACCUGCACGCUGCCUGCAUCAAAGUCCUCUGCUGUGCAGACUGUCUCAUGGGUGUGUACCUGUUCUUUGUCGGUGUGUUUGAUGUGAAGUUCCGAGGAGAGUACAAUCGUAACGCUCUCCUGUGGAUGGAGAGUGUGGAAUGUCGAACCAUCGGAUUCCUGGCUAUGCUCUCCUCAGAGGUAUCUGUUCUGCUGCUGACCUACCUGACUGUGGAGAAGUUCCUGGUCAUCGUGUUUCCCUUCAGUCACCUGAGACCUGGAAAAUACAGACUGCGGUGAGUGGUGCUGUUAUCUAUCUGGGUGUUGGGGUUCAUCAUCGCCGUGGUUCCCCUGAUGAACGAGGACCUGUUUGGGAACUACUAUGGUCGUAACGGGGUCUGCUUCCCCCUACACUCUGACAGACAGGAGAAGCCCACUGCUAAAGGAUACUCUAUUGGCAUAUUCCUGGGUCUGAACCUGGCAGCGUUCCUAGUGAUCGUGUUCUCUUACUCCUCCAUGUUCUACUCCAUCUACAAGACUGGUAUCAACGCUACAGACCUGAGGAGCAGGCUACACAGAGACGUGGCUGUAGCGAACAGGUUCUUCUUCAUCGUCUUCUCUGACGCCCUCUGCUGGAUCCCCAUCUUCCUGGUCAAGAUACUGUCCCUGCUGCAGGUCGAGAUACCAGGUACCAUCUCAUCCUGGGUGGUGAUCUUUAUAUUACCCAUCAACAGUGCCCUGAACCCCAUCCUCUACACUCUGACUACCAGCUUCUUCAGAGAACAGGUGGAGGUCCUGCUGUGUCGUUGGCAGAGAAGGUCGACCCUGAAGAAGAACAGGAAGAGCCUGACCUCUACUGUAUACAUAGAGGACUCAAGGAAUACACUCAACCAGCCUCCAGCAUACCUACCUACUGUACCCCGGGUACCACUGACUGAUAUGGAUCCUCGCUACGGGUGAAGGGGAGGUGGUAUGAGUGGGGUGCCCCUCGUCAUGGGAAGGAGGGAGUGAGAAAGGAGGAGGGAGAGUAUGAAUGAGAGAGAGGGAGAAAAAAAACGUCGGCCCCCCUAAUGACCUAUCUGCCCAGCAUGUCUGAUAUGGCUCAUUUGCUACCGGUGACAGAGAACUAGACCGCUGCAUAUGAACGUUAGGACCAUGGCUGUUCUGAAGAGGGCUGUUUUGAGACUAAUGGAUAGGGUUAUUACUACCGCAAAUGAAAGUGCCCUUUGAGUACAAUAACCUAUUCGUUCUCAAAAGCUCCUUUCAACUGGAGCAAACUCACCUCGUCCACAGUACAGUACCAAUGACACAAACGGUACACAGACAAAUGUGUAGCGCCCACCUGUUGGGGACGAGGAGGAUGAAUGGUGUGUUUACAUAUGAACUUUUCGUCAACAAACCUCUCUUUUGUUUGUUUGUACAUAUUCUACUCAAUGGUGUGUUCCUUUUAACCUUCUAGAUUAGUGUUUCUGGGUCUUUAAAAACGAAAUCUACUUUGAAACAAAAGAAUACAUCUCACACACGUGGUUAUGGGCUUAAAGAAGAAGUUAUGUCAGAUACAGAGUUGAACAUGUAUUCACUGUUGAGUUUGCAUUCCAGUAUUACACUUUAUGUACAUCACAGAAGACUGAACUAUAACAAAACCGUUUGACAUAGAAACAUCGUAUUUAUCGGCGUAAUUUUUAAAAAAUGUUUAAAAUGUUUAUUAAUUAUGCAAUUAUGAAAAAUAUUGAUAACAUUUCACCCAUGACGCCACUAGAGGGCGAUUUAUUCAUUUCAAUGCAGGAACUAGUGAACUUUCUCCCUAAUCUGCGUACCAAAUGGCACCCGGUUUCCUAAGUAGGGCAUCACUUUUGACCAGGGCCCAGAGUAGUGCACCUUAUAGGGAACAGGGUGCUAUUUGGGAUACUUCCCUGGUUCUCUGUUCCUUUACUGACUCUUACCUGGAAUGAUCUGUCUGUGUGCUGUACAUAAGUAGCCUUGUCCGAGGAAGAACACAGUGUUUCUGUAGAAUGUAGCAGCUUCAACGAACAUCCUUACAGGAAAAUCACACGUUUUCGGGAAAUACUUCACAGGAUGAUAUUUCACAUUUAGUUUCAUGUGGAUUUUCACAAUAACCUUUCACAUGUGGAUUACAUUUCUCACAUGAUAUUUCACAUGAAGUGUCACAUGUGAAUUCAAUUUUUUUCUAGGAGAGAUUCACAAGCCCUGCAAGACAAAGGUGAGUCGUUAUGAUGAACACACAGUGCUAUUAGCAUAGCCACAUUGUGUAUGUUUCUGUAUACAGUCAUUAAUAUUUAACAUGUCCUCAACUGGGAUCUGAACUCACAACCUCUUGGUUCACAGCCAUUCCAAUCUUCCUGCUUAGUCAUUAAUAUUCAACAUGUCCUCAACUGGGAUCUGAACUCACAACCUCUUGGUUCACAGCCAUUCCAAUCUUCCUGCUUAGUCAUUAAUAUUCAACAUGUCCUCAACUGGGAUCUGAACUCACAACCUCUUGGUUCACAGCCAUUCCAAUCUUCCUGCUUAGUCAUUAAUAUUCAACAUGUCCUCAACUGGGAUCUGAACUCACAACCUCUUGGUUCACAGCCAUUCCAAUCUUCCUGCUUAGUCAUUAAUAUUCAACAUGUCCUCACCUGGGAUUUGAACUCACAACCUCUUGGUUCACAGCCAUUCCAAUCUUCCUGCUUAGUCAUUAAUAUUCAACAUGUCUGAGUUUAGUUAAUAAGGAUUGGUGUCCCACUAGCAGGACAACUUCGGGUGAAACUGGAGAGCGUGCAAUUCAAAUAAAUAUUAUGGAUUUUAAACAUUUAGGAACAUACAAGUGUCUUACAUCGGCUGAAAGCUUCAAUUCUUGUUAAUUUAACUGCACUGUCUGAUUUGCAGUAGCCACUACAGUGAAAACAUGCCAUGUGAUUGUUUGAGGACGGUGCCCCACAUCAAAAUAUUAUCUUCCUCUGAUUUGUCAUCCAAAGGGUCCCAGCUAUAACAUGUAGUGUUGUUUUGUUAGAUAAAAUCCUUCUUUAAAUCCCAAAAAGUCUGUUUAGUUGGCACCAUCGAUUUGAGUCAUCCACUCGUUUAACUUGCAGAGAAAGGAAUCUGAAAAUCUAACCCCUAAACUUUGAUUCAACAAGUCAAAAUAUGUUUCUAUUUACUCCUCAGAUACCCUAAAAUGUAAUCAAACUAUAAUAUUUAUUAUAGAAAGAGGUAUGUUCAAUAGGAAACCGAUUUUAACAGGUGCGUAAUGUCUUCACGGCGCGAGCAAACAUGCAUUUCCAAGACUGUGUCCUUCUACUAAAACUGAUAUUUUAUUAAAGUUACGAGCCUGAAACCUUGAACACAGACUGCUGACACCCCGUGGAAGCCAUAGACAUUGCAUCCAGGGAGUUCAUUUUCAAUAUGACCUUUCUAUUGCAAUUCUAAGAGGAUGGUCUCUCAAAAGGAUUUGGAUUUUCUCCUACCAUAUGUUAUAUUCUCCUACCUUAUUUUAACAUUUCUACAAAUGUCAAAGUGUUUACUUUCUAAUGGUACCAAUUAUAUGCAUAUCCUGGCUUCUGGGCCUAAGCUACAGGCAGUUUACUUUGGGAAUGCCUAAGAAGUUUAAAAAAGUGGAUAUUCUACAGUCCACAUGUCUGUUACUGUAUAUUCUACAGUCCAUGUCUGUUACUGUAUAUUCUACAGUCCACAUGUCUGUUACUGUAUAUUCUACAGUCCACAUGUCUGUUACUGUAUAUUCCACAGUCCACAUGUCUGUUACUGUAUAUUCCACAGUCCACAUGUCUGUUACUGUAUAUUCUACAGUCCAUGUCUGUUACUGUAUAUUCUACAGUCCACAUGUCUGCACAAAAUACCCCAUAAUGACAAAGCAAAAACAGGUUUAUUUUUAUUUUGCAAAUGUGUGUAAUAUAUAUAUAUAUAUAUAUAUAUAUAAAUAUUUUUAAAAAACAGUGAAAUAUAACAUUCACAUAUAUAUAUAUAUAUAUAUAAAUAUAUUUAAAAAAAAAUUUUUACAAUUAAAUAUAACAUUUACAUAAGUAUUCAGACCCUUUACUCAGUACUUUGUUGAAGCACCUUUGGCAGCGAUUACAGCCUUGAGUCUUCUUGGGUUUGACGCUACAAGCUUGGCACACCUCUAUUUGAGGAGUUUCUCCCAUUCUUCUCUAUAGAUCCUCUCAAGCUCUGUCAUGUUGGAUGGGGAGAGUUGCUACACAGCUACUUUCAGAUCUCUCCAGGUAUGUUUGAUGUCGUUCAAGUCCAGGCUCUGGCUGGGACACUCAAGGACAGUCCCGAAGCCACUCCUGCGUUGUCUUGGAACGUUGUCCUGAUGGAAGGUAAAAUUUGUGCCUCGACACAAUCCUGUCUCAUGGCUCUACGGACAUUUCCUUUGACCUCAUGGCUUGGUUUUUGCUCUGACAUGCACUGUCAGGUGUGUACCUUUCCAAAUAAUGUCCAAUCACAUUACAUUUACCACAGGUGGACUCCAAGUUAUAGAAACAUUUCAAGGAUGAUCAAUGGAAACAGGAUGCACCUGAGCUCAAUUUUCAGUCUCACAGCAAAGGGUCUGUAUACUUGUGUAAAUAAGUUUUUUUUUAAAUACAUUACCCAAAUUUCUAAAAACCUGUUCUGCUUCAUCAUUAUGGGCUAUUGUGUGAACAUUGAUGAUGGAAAAAUGUAAUUUAAUCAAUUUUAUAAUAAAGCUGUAACUGAACAAAAUAUG